AUGGUUGCUAAUCCAUCUUUAGUUCUUAACAAAAUCGAUGAUAUUUCAUUCGAAACUUAUGAAGCUCCAGAAAUAACUGAAUCAAAUGAAGUUAUAGUUGAAGUUAAAAAAACCGGUAUUUGUGGUUCCGAUAUCCAUUAUUAUGCUCAUGGUAAAAUCGGUCAUUUCGUGUUAACCAAACCAAUGGUUUUAGGUCAUGAAUCUUCUGGUAUUGUUACUCAAAUUGGUUCAAAAGUUACCAGUGUUAAAGUUGGUGAUAAAGUUGCUAUUGAACCGGGUAUUCCAUCAAGAUUAAGUGAUGCUUAUAAAUCAGGUCAUUAUAACUUAUGUCCUCAUAUGUGUUUUGCUGCCACUCCAAACUCAACUGAUGGUGAACCAAAUCCUCCAGGAACUUUAUGUAAAUAUUUUAAAAGUCCAGAAGAUUUCUUAGUUAAAUUACCUGAUCAUGUUAGUUUAGAAUUAGGGGCUAUGGUUGAACCUUUAACUGUUGGUGUUCAUGCUUCCAAAUUAGGUUCCAUCAGAUUUGGUGAUAAAGUGGCUGUUUUCGGUGCUGGUCCAGUUGGUUUAUUAGCUGCUGCUGCUGCUAAAUCAUUUGGAGCUGUUGCUGUUAUUGUUAUUGAUAUUUUUGAUAAUAAAUUACAAAUGGCUAAAGAUAUUGGUGUUGCCACUCAUACUUUCAACUCCAAGACUGGUGGUGAUUAUAAAAACUUGUUAAAAGCUUUUGAUGAUAAUGAACCAACCGUGGUAUUAGAAUGUACUGGUGCUGAACCAUGUAUUAAUACUGGGGUUCAUAUUUUAGCUCAAGGAGGUAGAUUUGUUCAAGUUGGUAAUGCUCCAGGUCCAGUUAAAUUCCCAAUUACUGAAUUUGCUACUAAAGAAUUAACUUUAUUUGGUUCUUUCAGAUAUGGUUUUAAUGAUUAUAAAACUGCUGUUGGUAUUCUUGAUACUAAUUAUAAAAAUGGUAAAGAUAAAGCUCCAAUUGAUUUCGAAGCUUUAAUCACCCAUAGAUUCUCCUUCAAUGAUGCUAUUAAAGCUUAUGAUUUAGUUAGAGCUGGAAGUGGUGCUGUUAAAUGUAUCAUUGAUGGACCUGAAUAA
Messenger RNA from Scheffersomyces coipomensis, 1095 nucleotides. It is a transcript of the gene XYL2, whose product is annotated as L-iditol 2-dehydrogenase. The transcript has a single exon. Lineage: Eukaryota; Fungi; Ascomycota; Pichiomycetes; Serinales; Debaryomycetaceae. The coding region runs from base 1 to 1095 and encodes 364 amino acids. The record is from RefSeq and is a predicted model, not a curated record. Gene Ontology annotation, biological process: D-sorbitol catabolic process. Gene Ontology annotation, molecular function: zinc ion binding; L-iditol 2-dehydrogenase (NAD+) activity.